AUGGGGGACCAUAGACCAAUCAGGUUGGCAGUUUUGGGCGGUGAACUAACUGGGAAAACAGCCUUCACUUCGAGACUCACUGUUAAUGUAGUUCAUGAAGUACACUAUCCAACAAGACAGCAGACAAACUGGCUAUUUGAUUAUAUACCGAGCUCUGCUCUAGCCAAGACUCUUCUUGAUAAUCAAGUACACGAGAGAAUACUGGUGCGAACCCAGGGAAGUCAGCAACCAGAACCGGUAUUUUCAUCACCUUCAAUAUCACCUCAUAUACUUCUGUCGCCAUUGAUUUACCAGGCCCUCCUCAAUGACUAUCAAAAUGUUCUGAAGAAGUUUGCAAAUCGUUCUACAAACCAUAUUAAACAUGUUGAUAUAAAGGAAACAGAUAAUCCUUUCUACAGCUAUUUAGAGCCAAGUGGGGAGCCAGCAAAUACAAACCAAGUGAACACGGCCACCAAUUCGAACAUCAACAUUCUACGGUCGCUUAGAUCUGGAUCCACAUCGAUAGAAAGUUCUAAUGAGAAUUCAGCGGAGCUACCAAACAACUAUAUACCGCCAGAAUAUACUCCCAUAUCAGUAGAUAUCAUCGACACUCCGGGAUUCAAUCCAGAGAUGGUUGUGCCAUUCCUGGAAGUGUCUCUUUUUACUCGAUUGGACAAAAGAGUAUUACGUGGCCUCGCAGAUGAGCCUAGAGUACCUGUUUCGACUACCUCGAUGUUAGUUGCAUCGGGUGCGUCAGAGCUCAAUGGAAAAGUAGACGGAUACCUCUUUGUAUACAGUGCUGUUCCUGAGCUCAAUGAUGACAUCAGCCCACCGGGAUACGACACGAUUACUCCACCGGAAGAUACUGAAGGAUUGAGCUCCACUUCGAGCGGUGACUUCUGGACGGCUAACAGUAGAAGGACCGACGGGGGGUUCGCAAUGCUCGAAGUUAUAAGAAACUGUAUUCUUGAGGCUUGGGAAGAGUACAGAGAUUAUGAGAAAAGAUGGCAAGAAGGCAAAGAAGGUGAUGUUUAUUCAAUAAUCUAUAGUCUGAAGAAUGUGUGGAAGACAGAACAACAGAGGCGUGCGAAUCUAGCGAAGUUACGAAGUUUCGGUAAUAAAUUAAAAAGCUUGAAUUUGGAUCCAUCUUCACCCGAUUCGCCUCCACCUUGUCUGAUUCUCUGUACCCAUGUGCAUGAUCCUAUGGCUAGCCCUGCAUUGAUAGAGUUGGGUCAAUCGCUUGCUAAUCAGUGGCGAUGUGGCUUUGUUGCUGCUGAUAACAUGGACGGUUAUAACGUUGACGUUGCCGUGAGUCUCAUCAUUAGAGAAAUUGUGGAGAAGAAUAAGCUCUUAUCAAAGAAAAGGUCAAAAAGUUUCUCGGGAACCGGUAUCUCUUUGAAGAAGCUUGUCAAGUAA
Messenger RNA from Torulaspora delbrueckii, 1395 nucleotides. RefSeq lists its product as uncharacterized. The record is from RefSeq and is a predicted model, not a curated record. The coding region runs from base 1 to 1395 and encodes 464 amino acids. NCBI's taxonomy places the organism in Eukaryota, Fungi, Ascomycota, Saccharomycetes, Saccharomycetales, Saccharomycetaceae. The transcript has a single exon.